AAUGUAGGUGAAGACAGACUCGCAAACUUCAACGCUUUGAAAUCAAUUAUAACGGAUAAUGAGAUUAGAAUUAAUGAAAAGAAUCAACCUAGAAGAACUGCUCAGAAUGUUGCAAACUUCAUUUUCGUAACUAAUAACGUUUACCCUGUCAAAAUUGAAGUUGGAGACAGAAGAUACGUAGUUUUAAGAGUUAAUGGUAAAUUCAAGGGUCAAUUUGAUUACUUCAAGAAUUUAAUGGAUUCAUGCACAAAGGAAUUUUAUGAUAACCUUUUAACAUAUUUUAUGCAAUAUGACCUUUCAUCAUUUAAUGUACGAAUCAUUCCGAUGACUGAAGCCAAACAAGAUUUAAUCGAGUUAUCAACAAAUCCUUUAGAUGAAUGGAUAAAUACACAUUAUGAUGAAUUAUGUGCAGGUAUGACGUGUAAAAAUGCUCUAUUCUGCAAACCAUCAGACAUGAAAGACAAAAACUUUCAAAUGAGCAUUAAGGAUAAAUGUGAUAGGAAACAUAGAAGAAUAGACGAUAAACAAACAUGGUGUUAUGUUUUGAAAGAAGAAAUGAAAGGAUUAUAUAAACAAAUUGAACCAAACGAUAAUGAGGAAUCAUUUACUGACGAUGAAAUACCUGUGAAUGAAGCUUUAUAA
Trichomonas vaginalis G3 is the source of this 642-nucleotide messenger RNA. RefSeq lists its product as uncharacterized. The transcript has a single exon. The annotation marks the transcript as partial. The record is from RefSeq and is a predicted model, not a curated record. NCBI's taxonomy places the organism in Eukaryota, Parabasalia, Trichomonadida, Trichomonadidae.